GAACGAUGAAGACAAUGUGAUAGACGAAAUCGAGGUUAUUAUGUUGGGUGAAGUGUGUCAACUGGCCACACAACACACGAGUUCAGAUCAACUCCAUUGAACAACCAAAUAUCAAGCGUGAACACGUGUGUGAACGUGGAAUGACCGACGUCUAUUAUAAAUACAACAAUGCAAUAUAUGCAGUCAACAAACGAACAAGUCAACGAGCAAUCGACACUCACUUCAACAGUGAACAACCACAAUGCAAUUCCUCACUCUCAUCAUAGUUGUACUGGUCGUAUCGUUUGAAUGUCAGAAUCCAGUUAUUGCUGGCCCUUCCAAUGACAUUGAUGAUCUGGUUGCCAAUGGCAUCGAUAAUAUAAAGAAAAUCGUCUCACUAAUACCGGGAAUUGAUUCGAGUGUUACAGAAGCAAACGCCAGUAUCUCAACGACAGUUUGAAAGACGUCCGACCCAAACUUGUUCAAAUCUGUAGACACUACCUAACGUGUGAUUUACAUUUUGUUCUUUAUAUACACUUGAUUUGUUCCAUA
Molecule: messenger RNA, 531 nt
Organism: Schistosoma rodhaini
Lineage: Eukaryota; Metazoa; Platyhelminthes; Trematoda; Strigeidida; Schistosomatidae
Source: the annotation of a GenBank genome assembly